Molecule: messenger RNA, 8670 nt
Organism: Megalobrama amblycephala (Wuchang bream)
Lineage: Eukaryota; Metazoa; Chordata; Actinopteri; Cypriniformes; Xenocyprididae
Gene: col4a2
Product: collagen, type IV, alpha 2
Exons: 48
Coding region: 229-5238 (1669 amino acids)
Cellular component (GO): collagen trimer; basement membrane
Molecular function (GO): extracellular matrix structural constituent
Source: RefSeq, a predicted model, not a curated record
CGCAUUUCAGCAUUGUUAGGGGAAGUUUAAGUCUUGGAGAUCAGCAAUUCACUUAAAACAGCUUUGGCAAGGUGGAUUUUAGGUGAGAUAUCCAACUUUCUGAAAGUGCGAACGCUUCAGGAUUGAGCGCGUGCGUCUGGAGCGUGCGAGAUCUGAGAUUAUUGAGUAUGCAGUAACAGGACACUGGCAUUGGGCAGAAGGAGAGAUUUAAUCUGUUUUCAGGCUCACAUGGAGGGUGAGAAACAUCUACAGCAUUGGAACACAUUAAGGUGUUUUCUGUUGUGCCUUGCAGUCCUUGUCCUUACGACAGAGGUCAAUGCAGGAGUGAAGAAGAGCAGUGGACCAUGUGGAGGGAGAGACUGCAGCGGAGGCUGUCAGUGUUAUCCUGAGAAGGGUGCGAGGGGAUCGCCUGGACCCCUUGGUCCCCAGGGCCCCACAGGCCCUAACGGACGACAGGGUGACCCUGGUCUCCAGGGCCCUAAAGGAGAGAAGGGAGACCAUGGCAAAGGAGGCACUAUGGGUCUAAAAGGAAGUGUGGGAAUGCAAGGGGUUCCAGGGUUUGAUGGAGCAGAUGGUAUUCCAGGCCACCCUGGGCCAUCUGGGCCUCGUGGAAAACCAGGAGCUGAUGGCUGUAAUGGAACCCGGGGAGAAUCAGGAAUUCCAGGCUUUUCAGGGAUCAAUGGUGGACCUGGAAUACCAGGUUGGCCAGGAAUGAAGGGGGAGAAGGGUGACCCUUUGGAUCUGUGGGUCUAUAUGGAAAGAUUCAGGGGAGAUCCAGGGCCACCAGGUUAUCAAGGAUUUAUUGGUCCAACUGGUAACCCAGGGUACAGUGGGCCACCAGGAUUACAAGGACCUUGGGGUCCUACUGGUAGUAAAGGUGUUAAAGGUCAAAAGGGUGAAACCACUAAAAGAAUAAAAGGAAUCAAAGGAGAAGCGGGGGACAUCGGAGAGCCAGGACUACCAGGACUUUUCCCGCUCAUAAGACCAAUCCCUACAGAAUGGCAGGGUAAAAAAGGGGUGAAGGGUUAUAAAGGUCAAAAAGGAGAUUUGGCAUAUGUAUCUACGAAAGGAGAGACUGGUGUGUCAGGGCCUCCAGGACAACGGGGAAACCCAGGAAAUAAUGUCUGGAAAGGACCUAAGGGUGACACUGGACUACCAGGUUUCCCAGGAAAUCAUGGCCGCAAGGGAGACAGAGGAGAGCCUGGAGAGCUGAUAGGAAGUCCAAAUGAUCAGACUGGAGCAGGUCCUCCAGGGCCUCCAGGGGAGCGUGGCCCAAUUGGAAAUUAUGGUUCUAAGGGUGCUAAAGGACUGCCAGGUCCCCCAGGACCCCCUGCCUCUGAACAACAACAAGAGAUUCUGUGGGGCCCAGAGGGACCAAGGGGACCAAAGGGAGGCAAAGGUGAAGCUGGAGAACCUGGUAAUCCUGCCACUCAACCUGGGCCGCCUGGCGCCGAUGGGCUGCCUGGAUUUCAGGGACCACCUGGACCCAAGGGAUCAUUGGAAGAUUUCUUCAAAGGCGCCGCCGGACCACGUGGACGUCCAGGGAAUGCAGGAAAAAAAGGACCAAAGGGUGACCAUGGUCUGUGUGAAUGCCUUGAAAAAUCCCCUUCUGGCCCUCCGGGCCCUCCUGGUGAAGCUGGGAACCCUGGAAUGGCUGGCGAGUGGGGUCAGCAGGGUGAUCAGGGAGACCCAGGACCCAAAGGUGUCGAUGGUUUUAUUGGUUUUCCUGGUACAAAAGGAUCAUUUGGACUCAAAGGCAGAAAAGGAGAGAUGGGAAUAGCUACACAGAAAGGAUUACCUGGUGACCCAGGGAACCCAGGUCAGAGUGGUUUCCCAGGAGAGCAAGGAAGGCCUGGGUUUAGUGGAAAAGACGGUGAACCAGGUUUUAGAGGAUCUCCUGGAGAAGGUCCUGUAGGUGAGCCUGGAGAGAAGGGAUACCCAGGUCCUCCAGGUCCCCCAGGUCUAAUAGGCCCCACAGGACAACCUGGCCAAGUUCUUGGAGCAACUAAAGGUGUAAGGGGCCUUCCAGGAGAUGAUGGGCAAAUUGGUCGUGAUGGAGAAAAAGGUUUGCCUGGUGCCCCAGGAGCCUGUAGCUCAAGAGAAGAUCAAUGGAAUAUUGAAGUGGAGUGUAUUGGAGAUCCCGGGCCACCUGGAGAGACAGGGCAGCCUGGACUUCCAGGGUUGGAAGGAUUUCCUGGAAUACCAGGUGCCAAAGGUGUACAAGGUCUUUCUGGAGAACCUGGGGCCGAAGGAGAGCGAGGUGAACCAGGAAGAGGAGGCCCACCUGGGCCAAGGGGUUUUGUUGGACCUCGGGGAGAUUUAGGAUAUCCUGGCACCAAAGGUGUGCAAGGAGAUCUGGGCAUCUCUGGUAAACCAGGUUUGGAUGGUGCUUUAGGGGAAAAGGGUGAUCAUGGUGAAGUUUUAGGAGCAUCUUCUGGAGCCCCAGGAGAACCAGGACGGCCAGGAGAGAGGGGUGUCAUUGGCCUUCCAGGAGACCCAGGCCCAAAAGGACACCCAGGUAUGGAUGGUAUGCCAGGUAUUAUCGGCGUCAAGGGUGAAAUUGGCCCUCCAGGUCUUCGAGGAGAGGUAGGAAAACCUGGACCGCAAGGAACGUUCGGCUUUCCUGGCCAGCCCGGUUACACAGGACCUCCUGGACCACCCGGAAAAACUGGAGAACCAGGUCCAAGUGGAGUAAGGGGAGAUCAGGGAGACCCAGGUCUUUCUGGACCCAGAGGAGUAAAGGGUGCCAUUGGAGACCCUGGAAAUAUUGGUGUACCAGGAAAUACUGGGCCCCCAGGAGAUCCAGGACAACCGGGGCCGUUUGGGUUUGGUGGUCACCCAGGGUUAAAAGGUUCCAAAGGUGGUCAGGGCAUGACAGGUUUUCCUGGAAAGUUUGGUGAGAAAGGUUUGAAAGGACUUUCAGGAAAGAAAGGACAGAUAGGCUUACCAGGACAACAAGGUGUAAAAGGAGCUCCUGGCCCUCCAGGUGAAAAAGGUGAAAGAGGGCUGGUGGGACCUCCAGGUGAAAAGCCAAUCAUACAUAUAUCACCACAAGAAAAAGAGGUCAUGAAGGGAGCUAAAGGUGACCAUGGAAAUAUGGGAGAUCCUGGCUUCACUGGUCAAAGAGGUACAAAAGGUGCCCCAGGUUAUCCAGGAGGUGAUGGGAAAGAUGGACAUCCAGGUAAGCCUAGUGACACAAAAGGUACUAAAGGUCUUCCCGGAGAAGAAGGUGAAUCGGGGCCUAAGGGAAUGCCAGGGCCUACAGGACUCCCUGGAAUUGAUGGUUUCCCUGGAAUGGCUGGACCCAGGGGUGACAAAGGCUCGCCUGGUGCCUAUGGACGGACCGGAGAAUCUGGAAUCAAAGGAAUAAAAGGUGAACUGGGUCCCACCAUCAGUCUUCCAGGGUCAACAGGACUGAGAGGUGAAACUGGGCUGUCUGGACCUUCAGGUGAGAAGGGACUCAUAGGUCAAUCUGGAGAUAGAGGAGGUCCUGGUUUUGAUGGCAUUGUAGGGAUGAAAGGCCAACCGGGUGAACCAGGAAAAGAUGGACCACCAGGCUCUGACGGCCAGCAGGGUUUCCCAGGAAACCAGGGUCAUAAGGGCUGGCCAGGAGAGCCUGGGCAGAAAGGAACACCUGGAAUCCAAGGCCAACCGGGACAAAAAGGAUUUCCUGGUCUUAAAGGCAUUUUUGGUUUGGAUGGCCUGAAAGGUCAAAAGGGUACCCAAGGUGUUCCAGGUACUGACAACUGGGGUCCUCCAGGUGAACCAGGAGCAAGAGGAGAGAUAGGAGAGACCGGUAUCCCGAGCACAGAGACUGGCAUCCCUGGAAAUCUGGGCCUUAAGGGUUUCACUGGAGAGCCAGGUGAUAAGGGUGAAUCUGGGCGUCCAGGUGUACGAGGUCCUCCAGGCCCAGAUGGAUUCUCUGAUAUACCAGGAGUGCCAGGCGACUAUGGUUUUCCAGGCACUAAAGGACUUCCAGGUUUUCCUGGUCCCAGAGGGAUUCCAGGUGAACCAUCUCCAUUUGGAGCAAAAGGAGAGAAAGGAAAUUUAGGUGAUUUCGGAUUCAUCGGAGAAAAAGGAGUCCAUGGAGACAGAGGAGAAAAAGGACAGUCAGGGGAACCUGGAGUAUCAGGAAGAAAAGGUGAAAGAGGAGACCCGGGAAUGAUGGGAAUUCCAGGAAGACGUGGUUUUGAAGGCAACAGGGGCCCUGUUGGACCUAAAGGAGAUACUGGACCCCCAGGUUUCCCCGGCUCACCUGGCGCUAAAGGACUUCCACCCGUUCCACAGAAAAUUCCAGGGGAGAGAGGACAACCUGGCCCGAUGGGUAUUCAAGGACCAAAUGGACGCAAUGGAAAUCCAGGUCCUGCUGGACCUCCUGGUGAUGCAGGGGUUUUGGGUCCAAAGGGACACAAGGGCAUGCCAGGUCUCCCUGGAAUACCAGGAAAUCCAGGCUUCCGUGGAGAACCUGGACAAAUGGGCCACCCUGGUCUGCAAGGCGAAGAAGGGGCCCGAGGACGCUCUGGUUUACCGGGUCCUAUUGGAAUGGCUGGCCGCAGUGUCAAUGUUGGCUACCUUCUGGUGAAGCACAGUCAGUCUGAGCAGAUUCCCAUGUGCCCUGUGGGCAUGUCCAAGCUAUGGGACGGUUAUAGCCUUCUGUACUUUGAGGGACAGGAGAAGGCCCACAACCAAGACCUGGGUCUAGCCGGCUCAUGUCUCCCCCGUUUUAACACCAUGCCCUUCCUGUACUGCAAUCCGGGGGACAUAUGCUACUAUGCCAGCCGCAAUGACAAAUCCUAUUGGCUGUCCACCACUGCACCAAUUCCCAUGAUGCCUGUGGAGGAGGCUGAGAUAAAACCAUACAUCAGCCGUUGUUCCGUGUGUGAAGCACCAUCUGUGGCCAUCGCCAUACACAGUCAAGAUAUAACUAUCCCACAAUGCCCAUUCGGAUGGAGAAGUCUCUGGAUUGGCUAUUCCUUCCUUAUGCACACGGCAGCUGGAGAUGAAGGUGGCGGUCAGUCUCUGGUGUCUCCAGGCUCUUGUCUAGAAGAUUUCCGCACCACUCCCUUCAUCGAGUGUAACGGGGCCAAGGGUACAUGUCACUACUUCGCCAACAAGCAGAGUUUCUGGUUGACCUCUAUCGAUCAGACCUUCCAGAGUUCCCCUGUCUCUGAGACACUCAAAGCCGGGCAGCUCCUGUCACGCAUCAGCCGCUGCCAAGUGUGUAUGAAGAACUUGUGACCUGUAACCUAUGAACUUUGAUACUAUUGCAGCAGCAUUACAGUUAACGACUUCAGAAUGCUCCAUGCAAAUUCUUCAUUCCAAAUUCCAGUCGGACGUCAAUAUUGCAAGUUAGGCUUUUGAAAUUACUUAAUGUAUUUAAUGCAUCACAUAUGACAUGCCCUCAGAUUCACUCUUCGUCACUACUGUGUGCCUUAUGACUGACCUUAUGACUGAAGAUAUGUACAUGUGCAUAAUGAGAAGUGAAGCCAGAGAUGCAUGUAAGCAUAGCUAUGAUAUUUCUCUGUAUUAUUAACAUUUCUAUGUGUAAAAUGGUGCUUCAUUUCUAACUUAUUACCUCAGCAUUAUCAGACCUGAAUCUCUUGUAAUUAAUAUUACCAAGUACGUACAGCUGAACCAAAGAACACCAUGCUUAUGCCCUUCUCUGCCCUUUAGUGUUAUGUGGUAGCACUUUUUGUGAAUCGAGGGUUGGGAAUCAAAAAAAAGUUCUUAUUCAGAACUGGUUCCAUUGUUUUAAAAAGGUAGUGUCUAUUUACACUAAAUGCAAAUAGCUGACUUUGUUCGCAAAGGCUAUUUAUCCUUAGUGCAAAUAUGACUUCUAUUUACACUUUGUGUGAAUAGCAUCAAUUGCAAUCUGCACUUGAUGCAAUUUGUUGCUGUUCUGUAAUGGAGACCAGCUAGUAGUCACUGUGCGAGUAAACCUCACUCCCCUGAACUCAAGAGGUGCUCUAGCGACUGACGCUAGAGACUGCGGUCUUUAGCCUCCUUGUUAGAGCGCCAACCUCCCAUGCUGACGGGCCUGGGUUUGCAUCCCUCUUGGAGCUGGCAGGUGCAAACUAGAGGGGCUACAUUGGUGCCAUGACCCGGAUAGGAGUGAGGUUUAGGAGGGUUAGUGUAACCGAGGCCAGCUAGUAGUCUCUGUGCGAGUAAACCUCACUCUUCUGAUCUCAAGAGAUGCUCUAGCGACUGACACUAGAGAUUGCAGCCUUAAGCCUCCUUGUUAAAGCGUCCAACUCCCACACCGGAGACCCAGGUUCGAGGCUCACGCAGAGCGGGGCGAGUAGGACCUGGGUAGAGGGGUUACAGUUCACACUUAGUGUAACAGAAUCUACCUUUUGUUACACUUAGGCUACAUUCACACUGCAAACCUUAGUGCUCAAUUCUGGUUUAUUGCUCAGAUUUGCUCGUUAUUUUUUUUUUUUUAAUGUGGACAAUAUCAGAUUCAAGUGUGAACUGACUCGUCUUCCAUAUUCACAUGUGACCAAAGAACUACCAUGUAUGUAAAAUCUCUAGAGUGACUUCCAUCAGCGCAGAAUUGUGAUGAAUCUUGAUCUAGAGUCAUGUAAAAGUCACAUGAAUUCCGAUAUGUCUGUUCAGACUGAGGUUGCACUGCAAAACAUCCAAUCUGUAUCUGAUUUAGGACCACAUAAGGAAGUGGUUCAAAUCAGAAUCGAAAAGAUCUGAUUCUAUGUGGUUUGUACUGUUCACACUGCUAUGAAAAAAAAUAAACAAACAAACAAAAACAGAUCUGAGUCAUUAUGAGCAAAACAAUCGGAUUUUGGCCACUUUUGUCUGCACUCUAAGGCUGUGUUCACAUUGUCAAUCCAAAUCUGAUUAUUUGUGUUUCUGAUGGAAUCUUGUGUAAAUUAUUGACUGUGUACACAGUGUAUUGCAACUAUUCAAAUCCGAUUUGUGUGUCCCUUGACUUUGUUUCCUUUUCUACAUUAUCUGCAUUGGUUUCUAUGGCAAUGACAUUGUGUUUGGUAGGCAUAAACCAGAAACAACCACAACACGGAGGGGUUUGCAAUACAGAUAUUGUCUUAUUUAUAACAUGACAAUGUGUAGCCACCACGCUGUACUACUACAUCUUCUGAGGCAGGAGCAGAAAGGUAGGAGGCUGGCUUUAUUUGGUCCUGUCGUGUCCACCAGCCUCAAAUUUCAACAUGUCUCCAUUAUAUUGUCAUUUUCGGCUCAACCGGCACUUUGCAACAAAACAACCUUGUUUCGGCAACAACGUUCAGCAUUUUUCCUAUAACAACGUCUCUGACGUGUUUACAUUUUACAUAGUGAGAAAGUGACAUAAACCAAAUGGAUAUGCACAGAAAUCGGAUUUGGACUAACAGUCUGAUCAAAAAUGUAGCCAUAGUGUAAAUAGCAUCUGUCAUCUUUUUCAAAUACUGGAAGUGAUUUCAAUUAAUGGUUCUGGAACAUCUGCAUUCACCACAAUUAAAUAUGCAGAGCCGAUACUUUCUAUGCAUGUGAAAUCAACAAUCACACCUUCUCAUGGUAUACAUGACACUUUGACACAUCUGAAGCAGGGCUGUUGGUUUAAUAAAUACAAAAGAUAGCAAAGUUGCAAGAUACAAUUUGAAUGAUAUACUGUUUAUUUCAGACUGUUGUUUUGUUCUGUCUGAAGCUGAAAGGAUCUGAUCAUUUGACAGCACAAUUUCUGAGGAUAGUGACUGCAAUAAAAAUUGCAAUACGAAUGUUCCCUCUUCUAUAAAUUUACUAAAAGAAUUGUUAACAGAACCACUGAGGAACUAACUAAAUCAGAUUUGGGACCAGAAUCAUUUAAUUACACACGAUUCCCAUCCUUAUGGAAUGGCCAUGGCAUCUAUCAGGAUCAAUGACACAAUGCUUAACCAUAAGGCUGCAUAAACACAGUGCUAUCUGCUAUUUUUAACCCUUAUAUAAAUAUAAUUUCACCAGACUUACACUAACACCAUCUUCUGCUGCCUGUACAUUAUUUUUUGCUUUGUGUUUGUUUAGAGGAGCUAUAAAUGAAUAGCUCUGAAUCAUCACUCUUGGAUAUAUAUCUCUUUUUAGCAUGGACCCUUUAUCAUGUAAUGUUGUCACACACUAUUCAUUGGGUAUUUUAUUUCAUAAAAGGUCAUAAACUUUGAGACUUGAAGCUUUUUUAUUAGAAUAUUGUCCAGUUAAGAGGCUCAUUCUGGUUUGUUUGUUUGUUUGUUUGUUUGUUUGAACCCUCUGUUGGUUACACCAAUUGCACUGAUUUCUUUGAGGUUUACAGGACACAUGUUCAGGUCAUUAGAAGGCUAGUUCAAUCUUUGUCCCACUUCCACAUAAAUGCACAAAUAGGCUAUAUUCUCCAUUGAGUCUGUAAACAAUGGCUAAUGUGGGUUACCUAAAAGUUUUGGACUUUGAGCAGCUUUGCCCAUUUUCAGUGCACAUUGCACAAUUAUUAUUGUCCUGAAGCCCAUAAACCACAUGCAUGUAUUUUAUAUUAGUAAAGAGAGCCAAAUAAGAUUAUAAUUCAGAAUGUUUUGCAUUGAGAACGUCACUGUUUUGUUUUUUGCUUUGUUUUUUGCUUUUUUAAAUGUACUUUAAAUGUAAUUGUGGAAUAUUUGAAGACAUUGAUUUUGAAUUAUAGUGUUAUUGAAUAAAACAACAAUAAAUACUUUUUGUUUGUUA